AUGCACCCGGCCGGGCGGCGCAGCUCGGGGACGCGGCCGGGCGGCAGGCGGGCGGGCGGGCUCGGCCCGGGCCCAGGCAAGGGCGCGGCGCCCUCGGACCCGCGGCGGCGGCGGGCGGCAGCGGCGGCGGCGGCUCAGGGGCGCGGGGCGGAGGCGGCGGGCGGCCGGGGCGCGCGCAGGGAGCUGCGCCGCAUUUUGGAGAAACUGGGCGCUGCGCGGCUGCCGGGCGCCGGCGGCCGGCGGGGGUGCGGCCGGCCGGGGCAGCGCGGGCAACCCAGGACGCAACAGAGCGGUAGAGACACGCGAGGUGGCCGGAGACAAGCGAGCGCGCGCGGCGGGGCGGGUGAUGGGCGAUCUGGGCUCGGCGUCCAGCCGGUCUCCGGACAGGGCCAAUACCGGGAGCGGGUGAUGGGCACGCGCCGCCGCUCCGCGAGGGCCUGGAGCGCCCCGACCGGGCUGGCCGCAGGAAGCCAGUCAGGAAAGCAUCUCCACCUCCCUCUCCCGCCCCUUUGUCUGAAUGCGGCUCCCGGCGGAGGCCUUGGGCAGGGGGCGCCCCGCGAACCAGCGUCCGGGACCGCACCAGAUGGAGGAGAGGAGACGCGAUCGGAGCGCGAACUGGUGCCUAAGCGUAGCCCGCAGCCUCGCGCAUCCGGGAGCGGCGCAGCAGCCCCCCGCCCGACCCCAGCAGCGGGCACAGGGCUCCGGGCCCGCCGGACCCACCCGGCCCAGCCCCCGCCCUCCACGGCCCGCGCAUGCGCCCCGUGGCCUCGGUGCAGGUGCACUGGAGGCUCGCGGACCGCAUCUUCCCAGUCCUCGCGAACCGGACCUGCAGACACUGCCGGGCGGGUGCCGAGGAGUUCAGGAACACCAUCUCCAGAAGUCCUGAAAAGUGUACCCAAGGCAGCUUGGUGUUAUUCUUUCAGGGAGCCAGAAAUUACAGAGAUGAGGUCUCUGUUGCCCAGGCUGGAGUUUGGUGGCAUCAUCACAGUUCACUGUAGCCUUGAACUCCUGGGCUCAAGCACUCCUCUCACCACAGCCUCCCAGGUAGACAGCGCUGUCGCCGAAGCCUUCCUUCCAGGAGACGGAGGCAGCUCUCCACGGAGCCCUGUGCUGGAAUCUCCUGCAGAAGAACAGCUGGAAGAAAACUUGGCCUCACCUGGAAGGGAGGUUGCCCUGUGCGCCCAGCAAGACCUCACAGUGGACUAUGGGGCCUGGUGCCGGGUCCUGCAGGGAACUAUGGGUGGCCGGGGGAGGGGUAGCCCCCCUGGCCCUGGCUCUGGAUCCCCAUGGCCAGAUAGGUUGACAUAAAGGAAAAAACUGAGGAGAAAUUAUUGUAAGUAGAGAGUUUAUUUGGGCCAAGUUGACCCAAACUCUCUACUCAAGUUAAUUUUACAUCAGUUUUUUUCUUUUCCAUUACGUCGACACUUCUCAGGAGAGCAAAACAAAAUUACACAGAUGAUCCAGAAUUAAGCCCCUGACACCAUGCAACGCUGAGCCACAGCAGCAGCAGGCAGUGUCCUGAGGUGGGUGGGUGGACGGCAUUAAGUGUCCAGGAGGGUGCAGCAUGCCAGGGACCCUACUGGAGACAAGGCAGGUGGAGUUGGGGGCAGGUGGGGCUGGAGGGGCGGGGCUGUCCUAGAGGUGAGAGUCAGGACUUGAGCUCCAGAGCAGAGACUGGGGACCUUCUUUCAUGCUCCUGACCGGGCCAGGAAGGGGAGCAGCCACGUCCUCCCCCCAACCACAACCUCAGAGCAGAAUGAGGACAGGGCCUGGCUUCUGCUGACCCCAAGGCUACCUCUGCUCUGCUGUCCACAGCCAGACCCCAGAAAAGAGGUGGGGGGGGGAGGGCACAGCCACAGAAGCUCCUCCCACUUGCUGACUGACCUCACCUUUCAGUCCUGAAGUCCCCACAGCCAUGUGACUCCUCCAGGGGCUUUCAUGGCCUGGUGGGGCCUGCACCCUACUCUCUGGGCCACAGGAGCCUGAACACUCCACAAAGAAUUUGGGAGUGGGGAGGGGUCAGCCACACUCAGCUCAUAAGGGGCAAGGCUGGACCCUGGGGACAGACACCUGGAAGGUCUGGGAGUCUAAAAACUUCUAAGUGGAGCUUUGGGGAGCUUAGAGCCCUCUUCCCUUCCCUAAAAGGGGAAGACUGCACAGGUCCCAGGCUGUCCCGGGGCCAUUGUUCCUGUAUCCCCCUCGGUGAGGGGUGGAUCAACCCCAGGUUGGCAUCAGGGGCUCACUUUACAGGUGAGCACAUUCAGCCCAGAGCUGUCUGUCCUGCUGAGGCAGGAGGAUCACUUGAAAUUACGAGUCCAAGACCAGCCUGGGCAACAUGGAGACCCCGUCUCUAUGAAAAACAGAAAACCUAUUGGGGCCUGGUGGUGCCUGUGAUCCCAGCUACUUGGGAGGCUGAGCAGGAGGAUCACUUGAGUCCAGGAGUUCAAGGAUGCCCUGAGCUAUGGUCAUGUCACGAAAUGGGGAGGAAAAAGACAGGGAGCAAUUCAAGGCCCACUGCACCACUUAACGGGAGUUCAGGAGAGGAAGGAAGGGCAAGAAAUAGAAGUGAAAUAACAAUUUCUCUCAGCUAAAGGAGCCAAGACUCCAGAUUCAACCUGCUCAGCACACUGAACCAGUGCAAAAAGUCUCAAAACACAUCCAUGGAACCUUCCAGAGUCCUGCUGCAGGCAGAUGGAGGGGGUGUAGGCACCCACAUCUGACUGAGAGCCCACCCUCCUCUCAAUCUCCCCUGCAACUGAUCCAGGCAUGAAAAGAACAAAGUUCGCCCUCCUAGAGCUGCCAGAAAGGAAUUGCUAACAGAGGCAGGCACUCCAGUGUUUCCCAGGGACGGAGUCUACAGAGGAGAGGAGGGAGUGGUUUGGGCCCAGAGAGCCAGCAGAGGCAUUUUCUGCAGGGCGACCGGUAACCAGGCAGCAGAAGAGGGCACAGGGUCUGGGGGAAGUUGACUCGGAGUUAGAAGCGUGAAGAGUGAGCAGUAGGAACGCCCAGCUGGCAGGCAAAAGGCAAGGGUCUGAGAUGAAGGGGCAACCAGAUGCUGGAGAAUGUACAGCUAAAGGCAGAAAUAGGGAAAAGGGAACAGGGUGGACAUGGAGUCCUGGAAAGCAGGUGUUGGGGAAAAGACAUUCCCAGGUCUUCACUGGCCAUACCAUGAGCAGCACCUCCCAGCGGACACCAGGAUGCUCUGUGACUCAGCCUCAGUCAUGCUGGGAGCUGCCCCAUGACUCUGGGUCAUCAUGGGGCAAGCACCAAGCCAAACUCCUUACAGAGUUGCCUGUGCUGUCUCUCUCCCCACCUGUCCUCCCGUCAGCCCUUCCCCUGAUGGACCAAAUCUGAUCACUUGCCAUGGCCUCAGAACCCCAAGUCUCUCCUUGGCCUGCUUCCGAGUUCUUCACAGGCCACCAGCUGCACAUCCUGCUGGUUUGCCCUGCAGGGAGCUGCUGGGGAGCAUUCUGCUCCUCCCAGAGCCACGAGUCAGGACAUGCCAAAGCAAAAGGGCAGGACCACGGAAUCAGGCCCUAGCAAUCAGCAGAGGUGGGGGCUGGUGAGCUAAAGUUCUCCUCUGGGGCAGUGGGCUGGGGAUGUCCAGCCUUACCUACCCAAGACAGCAGCACUUGUGCUGUGGCAGUGAUAGUCAGGGAGCUAAAGCCACACAGAGACCAACUGUCUUGCUCACGUGAAUGACAGUCACUUCCAGUCUUUGUGCUGCUGUUCCUGGAUGUUUCUAACAGUGCGCAUGCAUCACUUUGAUAAAAAGUUCUAACUGUACUUUUAAAAACACACACAGAAAGGAUAAGGGGGCUGGGUGCAGUGCCUCGUGCCAGUUAUCCUGGCACUCUGGAAGGCUGAGGUGGAUGGAUCCCUUGAGCUCAGGAGUUCAAGACCACCCUGAGAAAGAGCCAGACCCCCAACUCUACUAAAAGUAGAAAAAAUAGUCAGACGUUGAAGUGGUGCCUGUAGUCCGAGCUUCUGAGGAGGCUGAGGCAUGAGGAUCACUUUAACCCAAGAGUUUGAGGUCUGUGAGCUAUGCCACCACAGCACUCUACCCAAAAAAGAGAGUCAGACUCCAUCUCAAAAAGAAAAGAAUAAAGGGAGAAGAUGCUGCCUGCUUCAUCUUGAGGUCACCUGCUGGGCACUGGGUGCAUAGGCCAGCUCCCCAUCAGGGGGCUAGGGAUCACAUUAAGGGCUAAGGCUGGAGAGAGGUGGGCUCAGCCCUCCCUAUGGCAGCAGCCACAGGCUGUGCAGAUUGCAGCUCAGCCUCCAGGGACCCCAUUCCAUGUAGAGGGCUUAGGGAGCUCAGUCCCGGGGUGCCAGGCCAGGCCAGUGUCCCUAGGCAGCCAAUGCUUGGGCCCCUGGAAGGUGGGCUUGCUCAGCACACGUGCCUGUGCAUGCAGGCCCAGGGUGAUGAUGGACAUGUGUGGAUCUACCACUCAGCUCUGGCGUGGGACAGGUGCUGAGGGGGCCACCACUCACAUAGAACUGGGAAAAACAAGGCCCAGAAAGAGGCCCAACCAACCCUGGGCUCCUGGGGUGACGCAGGGGGCUCUGGUGUCCAGAGCAGGG
Nycticebus coucang (slow loris) is the source of this 4581-nucleotide messenger RNA. RefSeq names its product spidroin-2-like. The transcript is spliced from 6 exons. The record is from RefSeq and is a predicted model, not a curated record. Bases 1 to 1308 code for a protein of 435 amino acids. Lineage: Eukaryota; Metazoa; Chordata; Mammalia; Primates; Lorisidae.